Anarrhichthys ocellatus (wolf-eel) is the source of this 1266-nucleotide messenger RNA. RefSeq names its product cathepsin L.1 (gene ctsl.1). The record is from RefSeq and is a predicted model, not a curated record. Bases 58 to 1062 code for a protein of 334 amino acids. Gene Ontology annotation, biological process: proteolysis. NCBI's taxonomy places the organism in Eukaryota, Metazoa, Chordata, Actinopteri, Perciformes, Anarhichadidae. The transcript is spliced from 9 exons. Gene Ontology annotation, molecular function: cysteine-type peptidase activity.
UGCAUCAACCACAGGUGGACAUAUUUCAAACCCUUAUCACACCAACAUAGGAGCAGAAUGAAGCUGUUGCUGGUUGUUGCUGCUGCUCUGGCCGUGGCCAGCUGCGCCAGCAUUUCUCUGGAAGACCUGGAGUUCCACGCCUGGAAACUCAAGUUUGGAAGGUCCUACAACUCUCCGGCAGAAGAGGCUCAACGCAAGGAAACCUGGCUCAUCAACCGCAAACUGGUGCUGGUGCACAACAUCAUGGCAGAUCAGGGCAUCAAGUCCUAUCGCCUCGGCAUGACCUACUUUGCUGACAUGGAAAAUGAAGAGUACAAACGCCUGAUUUCCCAGGGCUGCCUGGGCGUCUUCAAUGCGUCUCUGCCUCGCCGGGGCUCUGCUUACUUCCGGCUGCCUGAAGGAGCUGAUCUGCCCAACUCUGUUGACUGGAGGGACAAGGGAUACGUCACUGAUGUCAAGGAUCAGAAACAGUGUGGCUCCUGCUGGGCCUUCAGUGCCACUGGCUCGCUGGAGGGUCAGACCUUCAGGAAGACAGAGAAGCUGGUGUCUCUGAGCGAGCAGCAGCUGGUUGACUGCUCCGGCGACUAUGGCAACGAGGGUUGCAAUGGAGGCCUGAUGGACAACGCCUUCAAGUACAUCAAAGCCAACGGAGGGAUAGACACAGAGGACUCGUACCCUUAUGAGGCUGAGGAUGGCCAGUGCCGUUACACUCCUGACAAAGUUGGUGCCACAUGCACAGGCUACGUUGAUGUGACACAAGGCGACGAAGAUGCACUGAAGGAGGCUGUGGCCACCAUCGGACCAAUCUCCGUGGCCAUUGAUGCUUCUCAUGGGUCCUUCCAGCUGUACGAAUCAGGAGUGUAUGAUGAGCCAGAUUGCAGCAGCUCAGAGUUGGACCAUGGUGUUCUGGCUGUGGGUUACGGGACUGACAACGGACAAGACUACUGGCUGGUCAAGAACAGCUGGGGUCUUGGAUGGGGAACCAAGGGAUACAUCAUGAUGACCAGGAACAAACACAACCAGUGUGGCAUUGCUACUGCAUCCAGUUACCCCCUGGUCUGAGCAGGUCCAGGAAUUUCCUCAGGAAGGAGGAGAAAAGUGACACAUAAUUUACUUUAAUUUCAUAAAGAAUCUGAGUUUUGCCGUUCAAUGGAUGUCAGUAGGAUCUUUCUGCACUGUUAAAAUGAUUUACGUUUUAUUAAGAUUGUAAAUAAAUGUGAAGACAUUGUAUUGUUUUACAACGAAAAAAAUAAACAAACAUGUAUG